AACUAACUAAACUAAUAUUCAAUAAUCAAUAAAAUAAAAACUAUUAUAUAUAAACAUUUAAAUGAAAUCUCUAAUAGUUUUAGUAAUUCAAUUAUCAGUAAUAUUAUUACUAUUUGAUUUGUCCAAACAGUCUAAACUUAUUGAUAAUAAUAAUAAUAUACCAGAUUUGGAUAAUAUCCAGGCACCGGUACCACCACUACCCGUUGUUGUCAAUCAACCUAAUAUACCGGUUGAAUGGGAUUGGAGAAAGUAUGGUAUAGUAACACCAGCUAAAAAUCAGGGAUUAUGUGGUUCGUGUUGGAGUUUUGUAUCGGUUGCUGCACUCGAAAGUCAUCUAAUGAAGGUUCAGAUCGCUGAGGGAAAGUUUGAUCCGAAAAAACAAUUGUCAUUAAGUGAACAAAAUCUGAUCGAUUGUACCACUAAUUACGGAAAUGAUGGUUGCAAUGGAGGUACAUCUCGUAAUGCCUUUGAAUACGUAAAUGAAACUAAAGGACUCAAUACUAUCAAUGAUUAUCCAUAUACUGGAAAACUCAACACUUGUCGCUAUAAUAAAGAAAAACGAGUCGAUAUAGACAUCAAAGAUAUCGUACGUAUAACUACCGGCUCUGAUCAGGAACUGGUGUCAGCUAUCUAUACGUACGGACCGGUCACUGUUGCCAUACAUGUGACCAACAAUUUUCACAAUUAUAGUUCUGGUAUUUUAGAUGACCCAAAAUGUGAUGCAAAUAAUAUUAACCUAUCAUUGCUUGCCAUUGGUUAUAAUCCCGAGUAUUUUAUACUCAAAAACAGUUGGGGCACAAAAUGGGGUGAAAAUGGCUUUCUAAGACUGUCCCGUUCAAAGGUCAACAAUUGUGGUGUUAGUCAACAGGCCUACUAUCCAGUGCUGGCCAAUGAUGUCGGAACCGAUCAAAUCAGAGACAAACUAAAAGAAAAUAACAACAAAACAAUAAUGAAAUCUUCAAUUGUUAUUGUAAUUCAAUUAUUAUUAUUAUUAUCGUUAAUUGAUUUGUCUUAUAACCAGGACUCAGCACCUGUAUCAUCUAGUAUACCACUUGAAUGGGAUUGGAGAAAGUAUGGUAUAGUAACACCAGCUAGAAAUCGGUUUAAUUGUUCAGCGACUUGGAGUUUUGCAUCAAUCACUGCACUGGAAAGUCAUGUGAUGAAGGCUCAGAUAGUUGAGGGAAAGUUUGAUCCGACAAAACAAUUAAUAUUAAGUCAACAAAAUCUGAUCGACUGUUCCAAUGAAUUCGGUAACCGGGGUUGCGAUGGAGGCUAUACUCGAGCAGCUUUUGAGUACGUAAAUGAAACUAAAGGACUCAAUACUAUCAAUGAUUAUCCAUAUAUUGGAAAAUCCGAUAUCUGUCACUUUAAAUAUAAAAAACGAGUCAAUAUCAGCAUAAAGGAAAUCAAACGCAUAACUACCGGAGCCGACGAUGAAUUGGUGUCAGCUAUCUAUACAUACGGACCGGUCACUGUUGGCUUUCAUCAAACCGAUAACUUUGUAAAUUAUAGUUCCGGUAUUUUUGAAGACUACACAUGCGAUGCCAAUAAAAUUAAUGUUGCAUUGGUUGCCGUUGGCUAUACUCCCGAAUAUUUUAUACUCAAAAACAAUUUUGGCACAAAUUGGGGCGAAAAUGGUUACGUUAGACUGUCCCGGUCUAAAUAUAACAAUUGUGGUGUUAGUGAACAGGCCUACUAUCCAGUGCUGGUCAAUGAUAUGGGAACCGAUAAAAUCAGAGAUAAACUAAAAGAAGUUUCAUUGAAUUAA
Oppia nitens is the source of this 1768-nucleotide messenger RNA. RefSeq lists its product as uncharacterized. The transcript has 16 exons. Gene Ontology annotation, molecular function: cysteine-type endopeptidase activity. The coding region runs from base 62 to 1768 and encodes 568 amino acids. Lineage: Eukaryota; Metazoa; Arthropoda; Arachnida; Sarcoptiformes; Oppiidae. The record is from RefSeq and is a predicted model, not a curated record. Gene Ontology annotation, cellular component: lysosome.